Uloborus diversus is the source of this 1265-nucleotide messenger RNA. RefSeq names its product homeobox protein unplugged-like. Gene Ontology annotation, cellular component: nucleus. Bases 347 to 1105 code for a protein of 252 amino acids. The record is from RefSeq and is a predicted model, not a curated record. NCBI's taxonomy places the organism in Eukaryota, Metazoa, Arthropoda, Arachnida, Araneae, Uloboridae. Gene Ontology annotation, molecular function: DNA-binding transcription factor activity, RNA polymerase II-specific; RNA polymerase II transcription regulatory region sequence-specific DNA binding. Gene Ontology annotation, biological process: regulation of nervous system development; regulation of transcription by RNA polymerase II. The transcript is spliced from 3 exons.
GGAGCCGAAACUUGGGGGAAACGGCUGAUCCCAAUUUUCUCAGUAUACCCACUGACACGACUUGAUUACAACUUCAGAAUGACAACGUUACUAACCUCGCGGUUUUUCAUAGAACUCGAAAACUCUAAUUUUACAUGUCGUAAUACUAUCGAGUGAUAUUCUAAAAUUUGGGUUGAAUAGUUGUUGGCAAUUUAGCUGCCGACUAGUUUCAAGCACAAGGAACAGUAGAAGAUAGUGCAAUCUCAAAGAAAUAUUGCUAAAGCUUUCGUUUCUUGAUGCGUCUGCGGCGGACAUUGCUACUGUCUGACAGACGAACCCUUUAGUUUUGUCAACAAGAUUGUCCACAAUGCAGCGAACGAGUUCCUUCAGUAUUGACUCUCUCAUAUCCGGCAAUCCCGGAUUUCGAGCCCCUGCUUUCCAGUUGCCCUUCUUUUACAAUGGCUAUGUCUUCGUCCCACAUUCGGGACUGUAUUCCAACCUCACAGGCCCGGGACCCCUCUGCCUGCCAGACCCGUUAAUUGGGGGUCCCCGAAUACCCCAUCCGGACUUGCCAAUGGACUGUCGCGGCUCACCAGCAGGAUACACAGCAGCAGCAUCACCUUCUUCUACUGCAAGCAAUAGGUCUUCGCUUGGAGAUCCACAACAUAGUCCUACUGGACUCGGAACGAGUCGCGAUUCAUCGUCCAGUCCCGACGUGACGACAUUGGAGGACGACCUGAGCGACGGUCAGGAGGACGACGUCGAUGGCAAAAGGGAACAGGACAGCGGCAAGACUGGAGGUGGCGGACGGCGGAGGAGGACAGCCUUCACCAGCGAGCAGCUGCUGGAGCUCGAAAAGGAAUUCCACGCCAAGAAAUAUCUCUCUCUCACCGAAAGAUCUCAGAUAGCACACGCCCUCAAACUCUCGGAGACGCAGGUCAAAAUCUGGUUCCAGAAUCGGAGGGCCAAGUGGAAGCGGGUCAAGGCCGGCCUUGCAUCAGGACGAAUCGGCUCUGGAAACAGCGGCAGUAAUGGGCCCAAGAUUGUUGUUCCUAUACCAGUGCACGUCAACCGGAUGGCCAUCCGGAGUCAGCAUCAGCAAAUUGAGAAGACAUUCAACAGGUGAAACGCUGAAGGGACCGCUUCCACCCCAAACUAACUGUGAUCAAUGUGAACUAUUCUCCAUGAGUUACAAGUGUCAUGUAAGGACAGGACUCAACUGAGAGAUAAGACACAGUUAAGAGAUAUUCAGUAAAUUACCGCCCAUUAGCCAGGGCUAAAGCAGA